GACACCAACAUGGCCGCCACCUUAUGUCGAUAACGGUUCUUUCUCAAUGUUAACUUACAGCGCAAGUUUCAAACCCAAAUGCUUUGAUUAACCGUUACACUGAGCGACUAAGAAUCUGCACCUGUUACCACAUUUUUGACGCCGACAUGUUCCAGGUAAUCGGCGGGCGGAGCGUCCAGGCUGCCCGGCUCUUCGCACCCAGGAGCGCCGUGGUCGUGGAGGUUGUCCGGGGCAGAAAGUCCCGCACCGACCCGGUAGCCAAGUCCAAAGUGGGGCGACUCAAAGUGCCUCCCCCCGUCGAUCCGGUGGAGAUGGUGGUCCUCAAGGAGAGAUACACGGAGUACCAGCUGAUCAUGAGGGCGCUUCGUCUGGAGUUUAAGGAGGAGGUGCUUCGAACAAAGUACGAGGAGGAGACGGGCUCCCUGGCGGAGGAGAGGGCGAGGCAGGAGGCGGAGGAGCAUCGCGCCCUCAUGGCCUGGAACAACCAGGAAAACCUCCGAAGGCUCAAACUCAGGAUGCUGAGGGUCCAGAAGGAAAAGGAGGAUGCUGAGCGCAAGCAGGUAGAAGCUGCCAUUAAGCGUGAACAAGAACAGCAAGAAUUCAUCAAAGAAAAAGAGAGGGAAAUUUUGAAGUUGCAGGAGGAUGCAAAGAACUUCAUCACCUUGGAGAACAUGGAUCAGCGUAUAGAAGAGGCUCUGGACAAUCCAAAGAAUUACAACUUUGCCAUUGACAAAGAAGGGAGAGUUGUUAAACAGACAAUGCUGCAGUGAAACCCCAGACCGACCUGUAUGUGUCUGUCUCAGAAGAUAAACAAAGACAGACGAACAUCAUUCAGUUGUAGUCAGGACUGUGAGCCGAGUUCAGUCUGAUCACCGUGGAAGCGGAUUUCCCUCAAACUUAAACACAGAAAACAUUCAGCGUGAGAGUGUUAUCGUAGCUGUCAAAGUAAGAAAUAUCUGAGACGUUUCCAUUAGCAGAUGACGUGGAGAUUCUGAAUCCAUUUUGAAACAAUUUAAAGUGACUAAUGUUGAUGGAAAGCUUCUAUCACGUUUGAUGGUAUUCUCCUAGUUUGAUGGAAAACCUACAUUCUCAUGUCAUCAGGAAAGUAUGAGCUUGAGUUCAGUUUGGCUUUUGACAGAAUGAGACCAUGUUUCCAUCACAGGGCCACGCUGCCUUUAUUUUCUUCCUUAUUUGAGUGCUGGACUGUCAACAUGUUCUUUUCAUCUUUACUGUCUUCUCAUGAUAUGCAAUGUAUGUAAAGUAAAUUAAUGUUUAUUGGA
Messenger RNA from Siniperca chuatsi (mandarin fish), 1280 nucleotides. It is a transcript of the gene mrps26, whose product is annotated as mitochondrial ribosomal protein S26. The transcript has 4 exons. Gene Ontology annotation, cellular component: mitochondrial small ribosomal subunit. NCBI's taxonomy places the organism in Eukaryota, Metazoa, Chordata, Actinopteri, Centrarchiformes, Sinipercidae. Bases 147 to 770 code for a protein of 207 amino acids. The record is from RefSeq and is a predicted model, not a curated record.